GGAGUUCAAGAAAACUGCGAGCAAGGAAGCCGUCGCUCCGGUAAUUACUCCGAGAGUUAGUGACCAUCGAAGACGCAACCGCGCUGAUCGCUUUGGUGAACAGAGGCACGGAGUACGGCUUCAGGUGGCACCGAGCCGCUGCGAACGUCAUGCCAAACCCGCUAGUCUGAAUUCGCUUCAAUUCCAUUCAGAAGAGCUCUGAGGGCAUCGGAAGCUCGCAAAAUUAUGGCGAUGGAUAGCAGUGAAAUCGAACAACUGGAGCAGCUAUGCAGUCAGCUCUACGAUCCGGCAGCCGAUCCGAAUCAGCGUCAAUUGGCCGAAAAGCGUCUUGUGCAGUUCUCCCACAGUCCCGAUUGCCUCAACAACUGUCGUAUGCUUCUCGAGCGCGGAAGCACGCCGUACUCGCAAGUGCUAGCCGUGACCACCCUCACGAAAUUGGUCAGUCGUACACCAAACCAGCUCUCUGUGCAGGACCGAUUGGAUGUACGCGAAUACAUCCUCCAAUACCUAUGCACUCGUCAGAACUUGGCUCCAUUCGUUGUCCAGGGUAUGCUGCAGCUGUUCGCUCGCAUCACCAAGAACGGAUGGCUUGAGGAGGAAAAAGACAAUUCGUACCCAUUCCGAAAAGUCACCGAUCAAUUGCGACGGUUCAUCCAAGUUUCGAGAGAAGAUUGUUUGGUCGGAGUUAGAACAGUGCAGCUACUCGCUCAACUGGUGUCCGAAAUAAAUCACAUUUCCGAGGCUGAAGCUCACCGGAGUCUCACGAAACAGCGCAAAAUCGCCUCAUCCUUCCGAGACAACCAACUCUACGACAUCUUUUGCAUGGCCUGUGAACUUCUGGACAAGGGUCUCGCACUCCUGAAGACGAACCCUCAAGACGAAAACGUGACGAUACCGAUGCAUCACGUCCUGAGGCUGGCCUUCAACUGCUUAACGUUUGACUUCAUCGGAACGUCCCCUGAUGAAAGUAGCGACGAUCUCUGUACAGUCCAAAUACCCACGGGAUGGAGGCUCAUCUUCCUUGAGAACAUACCAGGAACCUCCAGGAGCACCGUUCAGCUUUUCUUCGAACUCUAUCAACACAUGGCUUCGAACGGAGGGCUGGCAUUGAGUUGCGCAGUCCAGAUUGCGUCCGUCAGAAGAUCUCUGUUCAAUAACAUGGAACGCGCCAAGUUCCUCAAUCAGCUAGUGCAGGGUGUGAGAAAAAUCCUCGAGAACCCACGGGGCUUGGAGGAACAGAGCUGUUGCCACGAAUUCUGUCGAUUAUUGGCGAGGCUGAAAUGUAAUUAUCAAUUGGGAGAACUUGUUAAGGUUGACAACUACGCAGAAACAAUACAACUCAUCAGCGACUUCACGGUGACUUGCAUCCAAAUGCCCCAAUUCGGAACCAAUACUCUGCAUUACUUGCUGAGCUUGUGGCAGCGGAUGGUUGCGUCGAUUUCCUACGUCAAAGCGACAGAGCCUCAUCUCUUGGAGAUACAUUCACCACGCAUCGUGCAUGCGUACGUGUCGUCCCGCCUCGAAAUCGCGAAUAAGGUCGUUUUGCAAAGCAUGGACGAUCCUUUGGACGAUAUCGGAAUGGUACAGCAGCAACUAGAUCAGUUCUCCGUGAUAUGUCGCUGCAAGUACGACAAAACGUGCCAACUUCUCGUGCAGAUUUUCGACACCACGAUUUCAAACUGUCAGUCAGGUACUCAAGACAAAGCUGUAGCUGAAGCGCAACUGGCUUGGCUUGUGUACAUCAUUGGUGCAGCUGUUGGGGGGCGGAUAUCGUUCUGUUCGACCGAAGAACAAGAUGAAAUGGACGGACAGAUGGUAUGCCGAGUUCUCCAACUGAUGAACCUCAACUUGCAGCAGAACAGUUCCAAUGGCGGACUACCGGUUGCGUCCGAGAAAUUGGAGCUAGCCAUGCUGAGCUUCUUCGAGCAAUUCCGUAAAAUAUACGUGGGUGACCAAGUUCCUAAGACGAGUAGCGUCUACGUGGCUCUUUCCGAGGUACUCGGCCUCGCUGACGACUCAUCUGUUCUCGCAGUGUUCGUGCGAAAAAUCAUCACGAACCUCAAAUGUUGGAGUACGUCGGAAUUGGUCACGAACAAAACCCUUCAUCUUCUCUCAGAGCUUUCAGUUGGUUAUUCGAGUGUUCGAAAGUUGGUGAAACUCGAAGAGGUACAAUUCAUUCUGAACAACCACAGUGCGGAGCACUUUCCUUUCUUGGGCUACCCUUCAGGGAUCACGGACACACGAUGCCGCACCACGUUCUAUACGUCAUUAGGUCGCAUGCUCCUAAUCGAUCUCGGUGAAGACGAAGAACGAUUCGAUCACUUCAUGGUGCCUCUGACGAGCACAAUCGAGAAUGUCGGCCGGAUCCUCCUAAGUAACGAGCAGAUACCCAUGUUCAACACCGAGGACACGAAGAAAUGUCUCGUGGGAUUGGCUAGAGACCUGCGUGGAUUGAGCUUGGCUUUCAACACCAAAACCAGCUAUAUGAUGCUCUUCGAGUGGAUCUUCCCUAAAUACAUUCCCGUUCUACACCGUGCCAUCGAAAUUUGGUACCACGAUCCCGUGGUGACGACCCCCGUACUGAAACUGAUGGCCGAGUUGGUCCAAAAUCGAUCACAGCGACUUCAGUUCGACGUUUCAUCUCCAAACGGGAUUCUCCUAUUCCGAGAGACUUCGAAGAUGAUGGUCACCUAUGGGACGCGACUACUCAGUAUAGGCGAGGUACCCAAAGACCAAUUGUACAGCAUGAAGUUGAAAGGAGUCUCGAUUUGUCUUUCGAUGCUGAAAGCUGCCCUCUGCGGCUCAUACGUCAACUUUGGCGUCUUCAAGCUGUACGGAGACUCAGCGCUUGACGACGCGCUGAACACCUUCAUCAAAAUGCUUACCUCAAUCCCGCAAGAGUCGCUACUGAGCUACCCGAAACUCAGCCAAACCUACUACGUGCUGCUCGAGUGUCUUACGCAGGACCACAUGAAUUUCAUCGCGAAACUGGAGCCUUCAGUAUUUCUCUACAUCAUGUCGUCGGUAUCCGAUGGCUUGACCGCGCUCGAAGCGAUGGUCUGUACCGGCUGUUGUGCAAUCCUCGAUCACAUUGUGACAUACGUCUUCAAGUUUCUGAACAAAUCGAAAGCGGCUAAUCCAACCGACGGGGCUACGUGUGUGCAAGUACUUGAGCGGCAUCCUGAGAUCCUUCAGCAGAUGCUAGCUACACUGUUGAACAUAGUCAUGUUCGAGGACUGCAGAAAUCAGUGGUCGAUGUCUCGUCCGUUGCUAGGUCUCAUUUUGCUGAACCCGGACUAUUUCCGGCAGUUGACGAUUUCUCUCGUCGAGGCCCAGCCGCCUGAGAAACGGACAGGCAUGAUGUCCUGGUUCCAGGCGCUAAUGCUUGACAUCGACCGAAAUCUGCUGACGAAGAACAGAGAUAAGUUCACGAUGAAUUUGUCCGUAUUCCGAAAGGAGAUCAAUGAAUCGCUCAAAGGCCAGAGCUGUGGUACGCACACAUUCAACGAAAUGAUGAGUUAGGCUCCGUAUCCUCCGGAAAGGUCAUACUUCCAUACACAUGUUCAAAAGCCCGCGCAGUGAACCGAGCGCGGAGCCUCGCCGCGAAAUAGCGCCGUCAUCACCCUGACAGGGAGAUAUUGCCCUCUGGGAGGAAUGAAUUGAUUCCCUCCCGGCGGUGAUGGCAUGGUCGCUAGGACCAGCAGGGAGCACAAGGACGACGGAUUUAUUUUCAGUGAGAGGAGCCGGACCUCGAGGGAGACUUCAUUGGCGGAGCGUAGACUCUCACAAGAUCAAUCUGCAAGUAAGACGAGAGAAUGAACCCCUCGGUGAACCAACUUGAUCGUUCAAGCAGUCUGAUGAAGUGAGAUCGAAGAGGAAGAGUCCCGGAAGCAUUUAGGCUCAUCAUAUCCCCAGCAUUAUCGACAACAUGAGCUCUGGAUGAAGUUCGACAGAGCAGGCACACGAGAUACAGAUACACUAUUCAUGCA
Messenger RNA from Galendromus occidentalis (western predatory mite), 3989 nucleotides. RefSeq names its product Ran-binding protein 16 (gene Ranbp16). Gene Ontology annotation, cellular component: nuclear pore; cytoplasm. Gene Ontology annotation, molecular function: small GTPase binding; nuclear export signal receptor activity. Gene Ontology annotation, biological process: protein export from nucleus. Bases 226 to 3522 code for a protein of 1098 amino acids. The record is from RefSeq and is a predicted model, not a curated record. The transcript is spliced from 5 exons. Lineage: Eukaryota; Metazoa; Arthropoda; Arachnida; Mesostigmata; Phytoseiidae.